CUUGGCGCAUCUGUGCACUCUCUGAGUGUCGGACCCUAUUCCUUAACCGCUCGCCACUAUCCCGCCUUAUAUUGAGUUACGGCAAUGUUUCGUCCCCGGCGGCACGGUUUGCCGUGACCGUAUCCAGAUAUCGAACGAGUGUGCGAAUAGCUCCCAGGUGGGGCGAGGCGAGCGCCAAGUCGCACACACUUCACACCGCAAUUAGAGACUGUCAAUAUGAGUAGUUACGAGUUUGUUCUGUCUGGAGAGCGUCCCCUCGAGAGCGUCGUUAGUGACGCAAGUAUUUCUACAGCGGCGACACACAUCGACGAGCCGCUCACACAUACUACGUGUACUCGUACAUUACGUUCUCUUGUUUCAUUGACAUUGAAAAUAUGUGACAAAGAAAAACUUAGCACGUGGCGGUGCGCGGUGGCGAGGUGCGGGGUGUCGGGUGUCGGGUGCCGGGUACGGGGUGCGCGGGGCGAGGUACACAAUAACCUGACUCAAAUUACCAAGCUUUUGUCUUCACAUCGAGGAUUCACCGGCCCUCACAAACCAUUAUUGCCCCCUCGAACAACUAACUCUGCAAGAUAGACACGAGAGGGCACUCGACGCGCACUUGCUAGUGAUAGUGACAGGCAUCGUAAGAUGUAUCCACAACUGCACACACUCAUCUACGAGUAUAACAUAACGUCAUGCUGGUACUGUGUGCAAGUUUAUUGACAUUGAUACAUCGCAUCGGCUAGAAGCACAUACUAUUUAUCAGACAUCAAAAUACAUACAUCAUAUAAACAAUAAGUAAAGGUAGCAAAACGUAAUCUUUUAGAUUUGUCAAUUCUUUGCGGAUUCUUUAUUUCAUCUGAUUGUAAACGAUAUAUUCGCGAACAUC
This is a messenger RNA of Galleria mellonella (greater wax moth), 871 nucleotides long. RefSeq lists its product as uncharacterized. The record is from RefSeq and is a predicted model, not a curated record. The transcript has 3 exons. The coding region runs from base 217 to 576 and encodes 119 amino acids. NCBI's taxonomy places the organism in Eukaryota, Metazoa, Arthropoda, Insecta, Lepidoptera, Pyralidae.